Thelazia callipaeda (thelaziosis nematode) is the source of this 1632-nucleotide messenger RNA. NCBI's taxonomy places the organism in Eukaryota, Metazoa, Nematoda, Chromadorea, Rhabditida, Thelaziidae. The record is from the annotation of a GenBank genome assembly.
UAUGAGGUAAGGUUAGAGGGCUGCUUAGUACAUAAUUCUCGAAUAUUGGGUAUGGAAGCUCGACUGCUAAAGCUUAGCAACAGACUCUAUAAUGUAACUAAAACCUUAAAACCAUCGAAGAAGGCAAGGCUACCAUCAGCAAAUUUAAGUGGGUUAUAUUUAGCGUAUGGAAUCUCAUGCAUUGGAGAUCGACUUUGGACAUUUUCUUUGGUAUUAUUAUUAGAAUAUAUUGGUGGAGUUCGAUUAGUAUGCCUUAAUCAGCUGAUAGAAGGAAUAAUUAUCAUGGCAUUAAGCUCAGUGAUUGGCAAUUGGAUGGAUCAACAUACCAGAAUAAGAGGUAUGCUAACAGUAUUAGUCAUAAAUAAUACCAACGUGGCUUUAUCGGCUGCAUUACUUGCAGCUUGUAUAACAAUGAACCGUAUGGACACUAUUAACGAUGGUGCUGAUUCAAACUACACAUUUUGGCAUGUUACCUAUGUUACAUGCAUUGUUCUAUCAAUAAUCACCUGUUCGAUUAGCUGCUUGGCAAGUGAAAUGGAAAAGAUCGCUUUUACCAAAGACUGGAUCAUUGUUAUGACUGGUAAAGAACAAUCACCUUUAUCAGCUGCAAAUGCUUGGAUGAAAACCAUUGAUUUGUCAUCAUCUGUGAUAUCGCCGUUUGCAGCUGGUUAUAUAAUUAAUUCGAUUAAUUACCGUUUUGCGUGUUUGGUAUUUGUAAUCUGGAAUCUGUUAUCAAUGUUAAUCGAAGCCUUUAUAACAAUCAAAGUUUAUCAUUGUAUACCUGAACUUGCCAGUAGAGAGGAAACACUCUCACAAGUGGAUGAAAUGCAAAAUAAAAUCAAAUGCUGCGAAAAUAGGCUCUGUUUCGUACAGCAUUGUGGUAAAUUACUUUCACUGUUUUAUACUUAUUAUGAACAGAACGUUUUUUUUGCUGCAUUUGGCUUAACUCUGCUGUACAUGACAGUCCUUGGCUUCGAUGGGAUAGCAAUCGGUUAUGCAAAGUCGCAAGGAUUAUCUGCAUUAUGGUUGGGUGUUUUACGAAGUAUUGGUGCUGCUUUUGGCAUAGUUGGUGCUAAUCUAUAUAGUGUCAUUGAGAUGUAUUCAUCAGUUAGAAGAUCUGGAUUAAUUGGCUUAAUUGCGCAACAACUAUCUCUUCUUAUUUGUGUUGUAUCAAUAUGGCUGCCAGGUUCGCCGUUCGAUCCACUUACAUAUUUUAAGGAAACCACCAUCGCUAUUUGGUGGAAAAAAUUGGGUGACAGCUUCUCAUUUUCCUCUGUAAGAAACACAAGUGAAACAGGUGCGACCGACAUCGACUGGUCAACGUGGACUUCCGAUGGGCAUUCUAUUAUUAGUGUUUUUACACUGAUGCUAGGAAUAGCUGCGGCAAGAUUGGGUUUGUACAUGGCUGAUUUGUCAAUCUCGCAUAUUAUGCAAGAAACAAUCCCGGAAAGGAAACGGAACACCGUCUUCGGAGUUCACGAUUCUGUGGCACAAUUCUUCAGUGUGUUGAAAGAUGUGAUCACCAUGGUAUUACCAGAUCCAAGAACCUUUGGAAUACUCAUAAUUGUAUCACUGUCAUUCAUUCUCAGUGGAUUCCUAUGCUUCUGUUAUUAUUUGCUAACAGUAAAUUAA